UGUUUCUGUGAGUUUCUAUCAGUGAAUCAAUAGUUACGUGACCACAGAGGCUAAACUGUCCGUAGAGUUUUUCCAACUCUGGAGUAUGAGUUCUGCCUUGCAAUGGUCCUGCGCGCGUCUGAGGACAUGUUUCUCUUUGAAGAUAACGGACUUGUAGCUUUAAUGCACCUCUUCCGGGAAUAUGGGAAUGUGGGAAUGGGAAGUGGAUAUUCCACAACAGGAUGUGGGUUAUAGGGGCUCAGCCUACCCCCGACUGUCUUCAGAGCAGAGCGGUUUCGCGUUAGUGCAGUCGUGGAGAUCUACCAGAGAGAUAUGGACACUGUGUUUGUGUGUCUAUUUCAACUGCUUCUCAUGACUGCGGUCGUGUCUUCUCAAAAUGAGAAUGAAGUUCUGAAGCAUGCUUCCACAAUCAUCGCCAACAGUGAGAUUGACAAUGCAGUGUCCAAUCUGACUGAAACCAAGCAAGACUUGACAACAUCUCCCUCACCCACAACCCCACCCCACUCCACUGCUGCAGUUAGUUGCCUGGGAAACCAGGUGAGAGGGAAGGACGGGAACUGCUCCUGUCCAGAAGGCUUCUCCCUAAAGAAGACAGGAGAAUGUCAAGAUGUGGAUGAGUGUGAUGGAACCUGGGAUGGCAGUGGGAUGGAACCUGAUCCUUGUGGUUCCCAUGCCAACUGCACAAACACGCCGGGUUCCUACCUCUGCCACUGUUUCCGUGGUUUCCUGAAGGGCCCAGGAGGAUGCCAGGACAUAGAUGAGUGUGCGUUAGCUGCAAUAACAGGGCUGCAGGCCUGUGGAGGUGGCGCCACCUGUAAGAACACACUGGGCUCCUUCUCCUGCGCCUGUCCACAGGGAUACGUGCUGGCCUUGAACGGGAAGGCCUGUGUCGAUGUUGAUGAGUGCAGCUUUGAGGAGCGCUGUCGGAGGGAGUUUGGAAAUGUGUGUGUCAACACAGAGGGAAGUUUCAGGUGUGAUUGUGUGACUGGCUUUAAAGAGGACUCCUCUGCCUGCAUCGAUGCGGACGAGUGCAGUGAGAUCCCGGGUGUGUGUGCUGGCGAGGGUGUGUGUCAGAACACUCUGGGGAGCUACAAGUGUGUGUGCCAGCGGGGUUACCGAGGCAACGGAACACACUGUGAAGAUGUCAACGAGUGUGUGUCGGGUGACCAUGGGUGUGAUGUAAAUGCUCGCUGUGGGAACGUUAUUGGUUCUUACUUCUGUCAGUGUCACCAAGGUUACGUUGGAGAUGGACACUCUUGCUUCGAUGUUGAUGAGUGCACCCUUCACAAUGGCGGAUGUGAUCAUACCUGCACCAAUCAGCUGGGAUCUUACAGCUGCAGCUGCAAUGGUGGUCACGAACUGACUGAAAAUCUGCACAACUGUACUGAUGUGGAUGAGUGUGCUCAGAGCAAUGUGUGUGGUCAGACCUGCUCCAACACACUGGGCUCCUUCUCCUGCUCCUGCCACAAAGGGUACCAGCUCCACAUCGACAGGCACAGCUGUGUAGAUAUUGACGAGUGUGAGCUGGAGAAUGCUGGCUGCUCUCAUGAGUGCAGAAACUCACCUGGUGGAUACACCUGCCACUGCCCCGCCCCUUUGCUGCUUGGCCGAGACAACUGCACCUGCGUCAAUGCGUCAUCCUGUGCACUGAGGAAUGGGGGAUGCGACCAUUUCUGCUCAACGGGGCCUGAGGGGCAUGUUCAAUGUAGCUGCAAAGCAGGAUGGGAAUUGGAGUCUAAUGGGAGGACUUGUCGAGAUGUAGAUGAGUGUGCUCUGUAUGGAGGAGGCUGUGAGCAAGUGUGUGUGAACCUCCCUGGUGGUUUUAACUGCUCCUGCAGGGAUGGAUACCAGCAACGCACCGACCAAUCAAACAAAUGCGAGCCCAUAUGUGAGCCUCCCUGUUUGAACUCCGGUGUGUGUGUGGCCCCGGACACCUGUGAGUGCCCUGCUGGCUACCCCGGGCCUGGGUGCUCAGCCAUGUGCUCCCCACCCUGUGCUAAUGGAGGCACCUGCAUGCGAUGGAACAUGUGUCUCUGCCCAGAGGGUUGGACUGGACAAGGCUGCCAUACAGCUGUGUGCUCAUUGCCGUGUGCUAACGGAGGUCGCUGUGUGACUCCUGACGUAUGCCAGUGUCCCUCUGACUACACAGGCCCCCAGUGCCUCAACCCUAUGUGUACCCCACCCUGUAAGAAUGGGGGACGGUGUGUCGACAUCAAUAAAUGCAGCUGUACUGGAGGAUGGCAGGGAUCUCGCUGCCAAAUAGAGCCUGUCCAGUGCCUUAAAGCCUGUCAAAAUGGUGGUGUGUGUGUGGGAGUCAAUCGCUGCAGAUGUCCAGCUGGAUUCAUUGGAACGUUUUGCGAGAAUGCGCUGAUGACCCCCUGUGUUCCCCCGUGUAAACAUGGAGGCACCUGCUCCCCUCACAACACUUGUAGUUGCCCAACUGGGACCAGCGGGGGGCGCUGUGAGAAGCUUUUAUGUCCCGUGGUAACUAUGGUGGUCAGCACGGCACGUGGAGUACGAAAACCAACCAGGGAGAGUUAUGUGGAUCGCUGUGGACCACUGGGAGUGCAUCUCUGCACCAAAUAUAGGAUAAAUCAGGCACGGGUUUACUUGCAAGCCUACAAAGUGGGAUACAAGAUCCAGUGUCCACAGAAGGAAGGAUGAGCCCAAAGACACACACACACACAUUCAUAUCUUAACUCAGGUAUUAACGUAACAUUUGUACACACAUAGUUUUUUCUUUUUCUUGCGGAAUUUGUCAUGUGUUUCAUCUUUUUACAAGCUUAAACACACACACACAGAGAGAGAGAGAGAGACAGACAGACAGACACACACACACACACACACACACACACACACAUUGACCCUCCACAUUCAAAGAACAUACUGUAUCAACAAGAGUGUGUUAGUAAUGCACAUAUACUAUCUGGGCACCCAGUGGUAAGUGCCUUCAACCAACUUGCAUCCUGAAAAUAAACAAACGUUUUGAAAAUCAA
Molecule: messenger RNA, 2996 nt
Organism: Sardina pilchardus (European sardine)
Lineage: Eukaryota; Metazoa; Chordata; Actinopteri; Clupeiformes; Clupeidae
Exons: 22
Coding region: 313-2664 (783 amino acids)
Molecular function (GO): calcium ion binding
Source: RefSeq, a predicted model, not a curated record